AUGGAACAGCUGCUGAAGUUGCUGCCCAAGUUGAGCAAUCAUCUCAGGAAGGUCUUUACCUUUUUCAUUCGUAUUUCUCUAGCAAAAAAUAGAAUGCCUAAUUAUUCCGAAGUGAAAUAUUGUAAAAUGAACUUUUUUUGUAAUUUCAAUCAAGAAUUCGCAUCUAUUCUCUGACAGAAGCUUUUUCGCGCAUAUAAUAUAUAUUUUUCAAAAAAAUGCUAUAUCUCGAACAGAAAAAAAGCAGCUUUUGAAUGAAUAAAAGGUUUCAAAGUUAGUUUUCCAGAAAUUAGAUCAAGUUUCCACGGAAGUUUUUUUUUUUUGAAACGUGUGUCCAGCUGGAAUUUUUCUUUGAUACGAAAUUAGAAAUUCAGGGAGAUUGUGGAAAAAUUGGUAUCAUUGGCGGUUCGAUGGAAUACACUGGUGCUCCAUAUUUCGCCGCCUCGUCGGCUGCAAGAUUGGUUAAUAAUUCGGAUCAUAAACUAAAAUUUCUCAAUUUAAAUAAGUUUUUCGAGCUCUGCGGGUUCGCGUUCCAGCCUUUGGAAGAGACUCACUUGCACUUGCAUUUAUCUUCAUUUUAGUUCUAGAUGGGAUUUUUCUUGAAAUAUUGAUAUUGUAGAUAUUUUUCUGGCUAUUCUUGGAUGAAUACCAGCCAGAAAAUUGAUUUUAUUUACUAUAAACGUUCAAUCUCGCUUUUUGCGCGUCGCUUUUCAUGCCUCGCGUGCACUGCGUACAACACAUUUUAUUUUCCGCCGUUGUGGUGGGUGUGACGUCGGUUUGGUGUCGCCGUGACUUGUAGAAAAAUCCGAAAGAAAUGGAUUUCAGAUUCCUGAAAUUAAAAAACACGAUUUCCAGGGCGCCGAUCUGAUUCACGUCUUCUGCACGCACGACGCCGCCACAGUCAUCAAGACCUAUUCGCCGGAUUUGAUCGUUCAUCCUGGAAUGAAGGUCGACGACGUCAUUCCGGUCAUCUGGAGUCGCAAAUCUAUUUGACGUCAAAAAUGGGUUCAGAAGUUGGAAAGACUCACGACGCUGGUUCUUGGACCCGGAUUGGGCCGCAACAAAGACCUUUGGCCUCUGAUAAAAGGCGUUUUUAAGCUGGUCAAGGAAAAAGGAGCUCCCGCUUGUUAUUGACGGGGUUAAUUUUUUUCAGAAAAAAAUUGGAUAAUGAAAUGUUAAAAAAAAUUUCUUUUUUUUCCUUCCUUUUUUUUUUGAAAACUGACCUUUCAGGAUGGCCUGUGGUUCGUCGCCGAGGACUCUUCACUCCUACCAAAAUCGGAAAGUAUCGUUUUGACGCCAAACGUGGUUGAAUUUUCUCGACUCUGCAAAGCUGUGCUGAAAAAGGAGAACGUUCUUGAUAUCAAGGUUUCGAGAUCUCAAUCCAUUUUACUUUUGAAAAAUGUAUAAAAUUUUCAAAUUUCACAAAAGAAGUAACGCCGUUGUUGGGAAUUGUAUUUGAUUAUUCACGGUUUUUAGUUGAAAUUGUUUUCUUCUUGUCAUAGCCUGCUUUAUACUUCAAAUUACGAACCUGGUCAAUUUAUUUAUUUUUUUUAUUUAUUUUUUUAGGACUUCGAUGAAAUUCGACAGUUGGCCGCUAAUUUGAGCCGAGAAAUGAGAGUCGCUAUUUAUUUGAAAGGAAACUCCGACUUGGUUGUCACGCCGGAUGGUCGAGGUUUCUUUUUCAUUUUGAAAUAUUUAUUUGAUAAUUUUCAGUGUCGAAAUGUGAUGCAAAAGGAAGCAUGAGACGAUGCGGCGGACAAGGCGACGUCACGGCCGGAACUUUGGGACUUUUACUGUCUUGGGCGAGGAAGUCAGCAGAAUUAAUCCUACUCCUCAAAGCUAUUUCCUUCUUUGAAACGUCAUAGGAAAAGUCGGAAAGACCCUCCGAGGGUCCACAGAGGUCCAUAUAAAUGUUCCUUUUAGGGUGAUGAAGGGUCCCUUUUUGCUGCCUUUUUGCACCAUUUUCUCAGCCCUUAUGUACCAUUUUUGCUGCCUCUCCCUUUUUCAAGCCUUUAAAAUCCCAGAAAGAUGGAAGGCUUGAUAAAGGGACUCUUUUUGCGGCCUUUUUUGAGCUUCUCCCUUUUAGCGGCCAUUAUCCACCAUUCCGCCUGAGAUUUAGUCUUUAAAGUCUUUUUUACAUUUUCUAACGUUUUUUUCGGGGUGAAGGCGAUGUAAAUUUUAAUGAAUUGGAAGGAAAACCUUUUUUGCACCAUCUUUUUUCUGUUUUUUUCAUCGUUUUUCUAUAUUUUGUUCAAUAUUUUCUCUUCAGAACUGGCGCCGACUGGACCACUUCACACCACGACGCCGGGGUCGCUAGCAGCUGGCUGGUGCGAACCGCAGGACAUCGCGCUUUUGAACGCGAAGGCCGCUCGAUGAACACCCCCAACUUGCUCGAAGAACUGCCGCGGGUCUUGAGAGACGUCGAGACGGCCGAAACUGUUCCUAACAACAAGUAGUUCAGUAAAGUUAAUAAUUAUAGCCAAUUCUCUGCCAGUAAAUUUUUUUUUUCUCGAACUUUUGAACGUCUAUGUUCAUACGCCUCAAUUUUUCCCAUCCACUAGAAAAUCGAAAUAUCCACGCCCUUUGAGAGUUCAAAGAGAGUAUAGUCAAUUUUUCCCGACUUGAAAGGCGAAGGAGGCGGGACGCGUAGCGUGUGCGUACGCGGUUCUUGGCACGAGUCCAAUUCAAUUGCCGCCGACUAUUUGAAAAGCUCGGCAACCGCUCUUUUUCAAUGUUUUCUCUCACUAUUUUUUGAUGCACACAUGAACAUAAUCAAUAAAUAAUUGAAAGAGGAAUGAAAAAAGCGAAAAACAGGCUUUUCAAAGAGUCGAUGGCGGUUGAAUUGAACACGAGAGUUUUUUCUUGAGAACCUUACAAAUAAAAAUUUUUUUUUAAAUCGGUAGAUUUGAAGUUGCAAUCGGAGUAGAUGCUCCAAUUUUUCGAACAUUUUCCUUGUUUGAAUUUUUUUUUUCUUCCAUUAUGACAAUCUCAAGUUGAAUUUUCUCUUUUUUUGACAGUAUAUUUUUCAGAAUCUGA
Caenorhabditis auriculariae is the source of this 3033-nucleotide messenger RNA. NCBI's taxonomy places the organism in Eukaryota, Metazoa, Nematoda, Chromadorea, Rhabditida, Rhabditidae. The record is from the annotation of a GenBank genome assembly.